AAUAUAAAUUUUCUUUUUUGAAAACCAUAUGGUAUAUCAAAGGAGGGUAGAACAAACUUCAUGACUUUUCUACCAAACCUAACCUUUCUUCUUCUUCCUCCCUAAACCUCUCCUAUUCCUCUCCUUCCCCAACACUAUCUCUUAACAUUUUCUCACAGAAAUAAAAAAUUCUGCCAAUACUUUCCCAAAAACAAACACACUAAAAAAAAAAAUGGAUUACCCAAAACAAUCUCCUGGACCCAAUAUUGCAUUCUUCUUUAUCUUCCUUUCAAUUGUUCUUUAUCUUUCGAUUUGGUCUUCUUCUCUCACAAACCCUUUUCGUUCUUUUCUACAAACUCAAUGCACAAUUCCCAACACAACCGCCAUUGAUGCACCUGUUGAUGAACUCGAAGCAGCUUUAUCAAAAGCUUCAAUGGCUAACAAAACGUUGAUAAUUGCGGUUAUAAACAAGGCAUAUGCAAACCAAGAAAUCAGAGACGACACCACCAUGCUCGACCUUUUCCUUGACAGCUUCUGGUUAGGGGAGGACACGAAAGCACUUCGUGAUCAUCUUCUACUUGUGGCGGUUGAUCGCACGGCUUACGAUCGCUGCCGGUUCUUGAAGUUGAACUGUUACAAAUUGGAAACAGACGGUGUUGAUUUCAAAGGAGAAAAGCUUUACAUGUCGGAGGAUUUUAUUAAGAUGAUGUGGAGAAGAACUUUGUUUCUCUUGGAGGUUCUCAAACGCGGUUACAAUUUCAUAUUCACGGAUAUGGAUGUGAUGUGGCUAAGGAAUCCAUUUUCAAAGCUAAGCAAAAACGAAACAGAGGAUUUACAAAUAAGCACAGAUGUAUUCUCAGGAGAUCCAUGGGAUGAAAAGCAUUGGAUAAACACAGGGUUUUACUUUAUAAGAUCAAACAACAAAACCAUUGCACUAUUUGAUAAGUGGUACUCCAUGAAAGACAAUUCCACAGGUCAAAAAGAACAAGAUGUGCUAUUGAAUUUGAUGAGAGGUGGUGUUAUUGGAGAAUUAGGGCUUAAAGUGAGGUUUCUGGAUACCCUAUAUUUUAGCGGUUUUUGCCAAGAAAGCAAGGAUUUUAAGGCCGUGACAACCGUCCAUGCAAAUUGUUGCAGGAGCAUCAAUGCUAAGGUUCAUGAUCUAAGGGCUGUGCUUAGAGAUUGGAAGAAGUUCAACAAGUUUAUGUCUUAUAAAAGGUUUGCUAACACUACGAUGAAUUUCCGAUGGACCGGACAUUUUGGAUGCUGGGAUUCAUGGAGGAAGGGGAAUCAGACUAAAAGUUGAUGAGAAGGAAAAGGAUAAGAGAAAAAAAGAAAGAUUAAUUUUUUCAAAGGAGGAUUUUUUACUUGCAAAUAGUAAGCUUCACAUUAUUGAAUUUGUAGAGAACUUGAAUACCAUAUUAUAUAAAUGCAGGGAGGGGAAUGUGUAACAAAUCUCCUUUUCUCAUGGAGCAUAUAUAUAUAAAUUGUGUUUUGCAUGCACGUAUAAAUAUAGAUCUCUCUUUUUCA
Messenger RNA from Ziziphus jujuba (common jujube), 1506 nucleotides. RefSeq lists its product as uncharacterized. Bases 212 to 1282 code for a protein of 356 amino acids. The record is from RefSeq and is a predicted model, not a curated record. Lineage: Eukaryota; Viridiplantae; Streptophyta; Magnoliopsida; Rosales; Rhamnaceae. The transcript has 3 exons.